CAUGCGGGUUCCGCUUUACAAGGCUUCGUUUGCCCACUGACCCCUUUCUCGACUCCCGCACACGCAAAAGCACCGCCACCCACCACUAGCGGGCUCUCUCUCUCUCUCUCUUUCGCUCUCCUCUCUUCUCUCUCGCUCAGGACCCGAGGAUAUCUCGUAGUUUAACGCCGACCCUUUUGCGAGAAACCCAGCUCCGUGUGGGAGGGGGGGUGGUUUUCCGUCUCUUCCCCCUUCGCGCUUAUCGAAAGUAAGUGAGUGUGUGUGUGUGUGGUUGUGUCAUUGCGUUUGAUGGAGAGUAACGGCUGAGCUCGAGGGCCAUUUUCCGUUCGCGGGCGUUGGACUUUUCUGAGCCAGAGAGCCUUCUUUGUUUGUUUCUUGAGGAAAACGAGCCGAAGCACGCUCGCGUAUUGAUUGUAUCUGUGUGUGCGCGUAUGUUUGGUUGAAGGGUUUGUUUCGGUUUACUGAGAGAGAAGGAGAGAGGCGUAGAGAUUAGAGAGAGGGUAGGUAUAGAAUGAUGGCUCCGGCAACAAACUGGCUAUCGUUUUCUCUGUCUCCGGUGGAGAUGCAUCCUCAGCUCAUCGUCCCUCCUUUCGAUUUGACCUCCACUUCCUCCUCCUCUUCUUCUACUUCCUCCUCUCACUACCUCAUCGACAACUUUUACGGCACUCACGGUUGGGAUAAUCCGAAGCCCCAAAUCCUGUUCGCCGAUGUCGGAGAGGACGCCGCCGAGCCGAGAGACCGCCGGCAGCAGCCGCCGACGAUGGCGGACUCUUCCGUCGUCACGACCUUCCUGGUCGAUCCCUACGCCCCGACCCACCACCACCACCACAUCACUUCGGCGCCUCCGAAGCUCGAGGACUUCCUCAGAGACUCCUCCACCACCGAGGACUCGUCCCUCACCACCCACAUCUACGACCGGAGCUCCUCCCACUACUUCGACGACGGCCACCACCACGAUCUCAACGCGAUCGCGGGGUUCCAGACGAUAUCCGCCAACUCGGGCUCCGAAGUCGACGACUCGGGUUCCAUGGGUCGGGCGACCCAGGCCCACCUCGCCGAGUUCAACCACCACUCGACCGAGUCGGUGGGGACCGAGCUGGGGUUCGCUGCGGCGGGCGGUGGCGCCCUGUCGCUCGGGGUGGUCGUCGCGGCCUCGCAGCCUCAGUCCACGGAGAAGGCCGUCGCCGGUGCGGUGGCCGGCUCGGAUGGCUCGAAGAAGAUCACCGACUCCUUCGGUCAGCGAACCUCGAUUUACAGAGGAGUCACCAGACACCGAUGGACGGGUAGAUAUGAAGCGCAUCUCUGGGACAACAGCUGUAGGAGGGAGGGCCAGGCAAGAAAAGGCCGUCAAGUUUAUCUGGGUGGCUAUGACAAAGAAGACAAAGCAGCUAGGGCCUACGAUUUGGCAGCUCUGAAGUACUGGGGUCCCACGGCCACCACCAACUUCCCUGUUUCAAACUACACUAAGGAAUUGGAGGAGAUGAAGCAUGUGACCAAGCAGGAAUUUAUCGCCUCACUGAGGAGGAAAAGCAGUGGGUUCUCGAGGGGUGCUUCUAUCUACCGAGGCGUGACAAGGCACCAUCAGCAGGGUCGUUGGCAAGCAAGGAUUGGUCGUGUUGCUGGCAACAAAGACUUGUACCUGGGCACAUUUGCUACGGAAGAGGAAGCUGCUGAGGCAUAUGAUAUAGCUGCCAUAAAGUUCAGAGGCCUCAAUGCAGUCACCAACUUUGAGAUGAGCCGCUACGACGUGGAGGCUAUUGCUAGUAGCACACUUCCAAUCGGCGGAGCGGCCAAGCGCUUGAAGCUCAACCUCGAAGCAGAUCAGAAACCGUGUCUCGACAUCAUUCAGCAACCGCCGCACCGAAAUGGAGGAGGCAACAUCAGUUUCUCUGCCAUUCAGCCGUUUCCCACAAUUCCAUGCGGUAUUCCGUUCGAUGCCUCAACCGCUCUUUACAACCCGAACUUCUUCCACCACCUGCAGCCUAACAUCGGUAACAGCGCCGCUGCCAAUUCCCCUAGCUCCGCCUCCACCAUCCCUACUCCGGCGGCGACUGCAAUACCUCAAACAGCUGACUUCUUCAUUUGGCCCCACCAAUCUUACUAGGCAUGACCAGCUUUAGAUAUGUAAUAAUCUGCUAACUAUAGCAAAAAACCCUUGUUUUAUUUUUUAUUUUUCUCUUCGCGGCAUCCUUAAAAAAGCUGACCUAAAAUUUGAUGACUUUCUCACCCUAACCUCUCUCCUGGCCUUGGCGGUGUUUAGGCAGGAGAAAAUUUUGUUAAAUCAAAGGGUAUAUGAUAUAGCAGCUUUCCGAUGGAUAGUGUUUUU
Messenger RNA from Syzygium oleosum, 2326 nucleotides. RefSeq names its product AP2-like ethylene-responsive transcription factor AIL6. Gene Ontology annotation, biological process: regulation of DNA-templated transcription. The record is from RefSeq and is a predicted model, not a curated record. Lineage: Eukaryota; Viridiplantae; Streptophyta; Magnoliopsida; Myrtales; Myrtaceae. Gene Ontology annotation, molecular function: DNA binding; DNA-binding transcription factor activity. The coding region runs from base 512 to 2104 and encodes 530 amino acids. The transcript has 9 exons.